AUGUCUUCUCUUUUAUUGCUCAAAUCUAUGUUGUAUGCUAAUGCACUUCAAAAGAGUAAAAAGAAGAAAAACAGGAUGAAAAAGGCAUAUAAACCGCCCAAAAGAGAAAAAAUAAACUUAAUAAAUAUGUGCAGGAUAUGCAACAACGAAAAGGGAGAUAUUCCAAUAUUUAACAAUUUUAAUCAACCCAAUAUUCCUGAAGAAAUACAGAACUUUUCUGGCAUUCUUUUAAAUAAUGCUGAUAAUUUAUCAAAACAUAUGUGUCAAAGCUGUCUGGACUUAUUGAAUGGAUGUAUAAUGUUUCGAGAAAUGUGCCAGAGGAAUAACAAACACUUGAUUGAAAUUACUAUAAAACAAGAAUUCAAUCAAGACAAUGUAAAUUUAGAAGAAGAUAAUGAUCCAAAUGCUGAUAGUGAAGACUCAUACAAUGUCCCAUCACCAACAUUCUCCACAGAUAACUCGGAACUUCUAUCUCUGUGGAGGUGCAGCAAGUGUGGUGAAGAGUUUUAUGUUAUGUCUGACUACACCAAUCACAUAAACAAGUGUAAUGCUCAACCCUCACAAGAACCAAAGCCACCAGAGGAAGUAACUAAGAAGAAAUUCCUGUGUGACAUCUGUGGGAAGACUGCACUUUCUAAUGCAAGUCUAUUAAUACAUAAAGCCACCCAUGAAAAUGUGUUUCCCUACAAAUGCGACGUUUGUCCGUAUCAAGGUCGAACAAUGGACCUGCUGAAGGUACACAAGAGAUCUCAUUUAGCUGAUAAACCGUUCAAAUGCACGCAAUGUCCAAAAGCAACAACUACAUCCAGUAACCUGGCUAAACAUAUGCGACAUGUGCAUAGCACUACAAGACCAUACAAGUGUUCAUACUGCGAAAAGGCAUUCUCCUACCAACACGAUAUGAAAAGGCAUGUUAAAGAUAUACAUUUAAGGCAAGGCACUGUUGAAUGUGAUAUCUGUUGUAAAAAGUUUAAUACAAAAAAAAUUUUACAAGGACACAGAUGGAAAAUUCACAAAAUCAAAGGCGAAAGACAAGGUCGUCUGCCGUCGUACUUGCAGUGUCAAAUGGGAAAACCAAAUGAUGAAAACGAGAGUGACAAGGACAACUGUGAUCCAAAUUGUUAA
Messenger RNA from Spodoptera littoralis (African cotton leafworm), 1125 nucleotides. Lineage: Eukaryota; Metazoa; Arthropoda; Insecta; Lepidoptera; Noctuidae. The record is from the annotation of a GenBank genome assembly.